This is a messenger RNA of Vicia villosa (hairy vetch), 1618 nucleotides long. Its product is annotated as F-box/kelch-repeat protein At1g67480-like. The transcript is spliced from 2 exons. Lineage: Eukaryota; Viridiplantae; Streptophyta; Magnoliopsida; Fabales; Fabaceae. The coding region runs from base 147 to 1310 and encodes 387 amino acids. Gene Ontology annotation, molecular function: protein binding. The record is from RefSeq and is a predicted model, not a curated record.
CUUGUAGAAUCCCAAUUGGUGAAGGAUUUUAUGAAUUUAUUUAGUUAUACGAUUCUGGAUUCUCGAUAAAUCAUUUUGCGCGUUAUUUGGUUAAUUGUUCACAACUAAAUUAUCUAAAUUCACGUGCUACGUUGUUGAUUUGGCAAAUGCCUGGCUUUAUUGUUGGAAAAAAGAGAUUUAUAAAGUCAAAUAUGUGUUUCACCGAUUUGGUCAGUCAAGAUAAGUCAACUCACACACAAAGCAAAAGCAAUCAUAGUUUAACCGGUGAGACUCUGGAGAAAGAUUAUAGUCCUAUUCUACCUGGGCUGCCGGAUGAUGUUGCAAAACAUUGUCUUGCACUUGUUCCCCGUUCCAACUUCCCUUCCAUGGGUGGUGUCUGUAAGAAAUGGAGGUUGUUUAUUCGAAGCAAAGAAUUUGUAAUGGUGCGAAAAUUGGCAGGAUUGCUUGAGGAAUGGCUCUAUUUCUUGACAAUGGACAGCGAAGGGAAGGAAAGCCACUGGGAGGUCAUAGAUAAUCUCAAUCAUAAAUGUCUAUCCCUUCCACCAAUGCCUGGUCCAGGAAAGGCUUCGUUUGGGGUUGUGGUUCUCAAUGGAAAGCUUCUUAUCAUGGCUGGUUAUUCAGCUGUUGACGGAACCGCUGUUGCAUCAUCAGAGGUUUACCAAUAUGACUCUUACCUUAACAGUUGGAGCAGAUUAUCAAACAUGAAUGUGGCUCGUUAUGACUUCGCUUGUGCCGAAGUGAACGGCUUGGUUUAUAUUGCUGGAGGCUAUGGAGUGAAUGGGGACAGUCUCUCUAGUGUUGAGAUGUAUGAUCCAGAAACUGAUAAAUGGAUCCUGAUAGAGAGUCUUCGUCGUCCAAGGUGGGGUUGCUUUGCCUGUGGAUUAGAAGGUAAGCUCUAUGUCAUGGGUGGAAGGUCAAGCUUUACUAUUGGAAACUCGAAGUCCGUCGAUAUAUAUAACCCCGAAAAGCACAGCUGGUGCGACAUUAAGAAUGGCUGUGUUAUGGUCACAGCUCAUGCAGUAUUGGAAAAGAAGUUAUUCUGUAUUGAGUGGAAGAACCAGCGGAGGCUGGCAAUAUUCAGUCCAGAAAACAACUCAUGGACAAUGGUACCUGUCCCAUUAACCGGGAGCUCGAGUGUUGGCUUUCGAUUCGGCAUACUAGACGGAAAGCUGUUGCUAUUUCCAGUUGAAAAAGAACGUACUAAUCAAACACUGUUAUAUGAUCCAAAUGCAGCUUUGGGAUCAGAAUGGCAAACUUCAGACAUAAGGCCAUCUGGUAUGUGUUUAUGCAGCGUAACAAUCAAGGCAUGAAACUUCUUUAGUUAUGAAGUUUUCUGCAUUUUCACUGAAGUUUAAAAUGGUAUUGAGGAUGGAUUUCCCUCAUUAUAUGAUCAGAUUUUUAUCUGGUGCUUUUGGUUUGAGUUGUGGCUGUUGUUGUAUUUGUAUUUUUAGUUUUAAUGAUUACUGUAUUUUUAGUUUAUAAUUAUGAUGUUGUUGUUUAUCAUGUAUCCCAUUAUGUCUCUGACAUAUGUAGGGGAUCAAUUUCCUGUUUUGUAAUAUUGACUUUGAAGUAGCUCUAUUUCAAUUUAUGGUGAAUGGAUUUCUGUUUGUUUAUUGUA